AUGGAUAGGUUCUGGGCUGGGCACCCUGUACCCUGGCGUAGCGGCAAGCCAGCUGCUUUCCCGAAGCUGCCCGCUCCUUUCUCUCCGGCCCACGGCAGCCAGCCAGUACACUCACCGCGGCGCGAGCCAGCGACCAUGCCUCCGACUACGGCCACCCGAACGUCUACACGCCAGGGCCGGGCAACGGUACGGCCUACCAAUUACUACGCGCGCACGUUUGCCGGCAGACUCGCUGCCAGCGGCAUGGAGCAGACGCCAGAAUCCUCCAACAGCGCGCCUGGCUUCCUGCCGGCCCUCACACACUUUACCGGUGCUGUCGAUGCCUUCCCCAAGGAGAUGAUCAAGCAUUUCUCCAUGUUCAAAGAAGUCGAGGCCAAACUGCACGAUCCCGAGCAUAUGCUCAAGGAGCUGCUCGAUGAGAUUGCCGAGCAACCCGUCACAACCAAAGCACAGCUGGCAGCCGCUGAGCAGAACGCCGUUGAGACAGAAAACAUGGCCACUCUCUUCCCUCCCAAGCCUGACAGUAUCCUGCCCGACCGCCAGGCCAUUAUGCACAAGCGCCAGCUCUUCUUUCGCCUGCGCAUGCUCAUCGCGAAUAUGCUCCCAACACUAGACGAGAAGCUGGUGGUGCUGCAGGGUGCAAAGUCCACCAAGGAAAAGGGCCUCAUGCGCAUGCAUCAUUCUUUCGCCCACCUCGACACCGAGAUCAGCGAAGAAGCCCGAUAUGGUAGUCUUACGCAUUGGGCGUACGCAGACAAAGAGGAAAAGAAGAAGGGGGGCCCUUCGCAUGAGCGACAGAGGCGCGAGGUGGCGGCUGCCAACAAUCUGGCUGCGGCAGCUCAACAUGUGCAUGACGUCGACUCAAUUGCAGCUAAAAGUGAAGCGCGACGCGAGGCAGUACAGGCGAACAAGCGCAGUCGACACCAGCAGGUCGAUUCAGACUUUGACGACCGGCCCGCCAAGAAGCCGCAGAAGAGAAAGCCUGUACCUGCAGACGCGACUGCAACCGACAAUCGGCACAUCGGCUUGGGAAUCUCGCACAAUGGCGCAGGCCUGCAUGGGAAGCGAAAGAAGACUGAAAAGGCAGCCUCUGCUGCUGCUGCGGCGGCGGCGGCGGCGCCAGCAGCAGCGCCACUGAUGGAGCGCUCCCUGAGCAGCGCCGUAAAGGCUACAGGUACAGUUGGGCGGGCUGGAUCAAGUCCAAGAGGAACCCCAGCUCCAGAGAAUGCUCCAGCUGCCAAGCGGAAACCGCGAGCAGCUCCUGUCCCAGCUCAGCGCAAGAAUCAGUUCCCAACUCAUUCGCCGCCGCCGACGUCAUCACCGCUCGCAGCUAGCUUCGCCAUCAAUAAAGCAACGUCUGGAGUAUCGGAUCGUCCGUUGUCCGCCCGUGCUAGGAAGAACUCGAUAGCAACUUCUGUCACGUCUGGGAAUACCCAAGAGACCUCCAAUGCUCGUAGACCCUCAUCUGCACAUUCUGUAGAGCAAGCUGCCAGCAGCAAUGCCAUUACCGAACUUGAGCAAGCCGCCGGUAUAGUGCGCAAUACCGAAUCAGCCAAGGAUACAACGGUAUUAAAGGAUGGCGUAGACGCAUCACAACUAUUUGAUACGUCGGCCAUGAAGCUGGAAGAUUUGGGCCACCCAGAGGUUGAGCCUAUGGAUAUCGACAUGCCUACUUUAAUACCAGGUUCUGCUAAAACAGGGAGGGCCUCCAAGACUGGCACCCCUGUCGCUGGAGCCUUCCCCGAUGUACCCAUGGUGCGCAGUCGCAGCACGCGCAACGGAAACAACGGCAAUUCAAACUCAAAUGCAUCGUCAGAGAACAACAGUACUACUACAGGAGUAGUGUCGAAGCGUAGCAGUAAGAAGAUCGCACAGACUACAUCGAAUGCACCGCUUGCUUCGCCAGCACUGAAGACCACGCCGAACGUCAAGUCGAAUCCUCCAUCGUCCGUGGCUAGCUCCAAUGCCCAGGAACAAGAUUAUCAAGAAGCCGAGGCGGAGGCGGAAAUCGAGUCGGACGACGACGGCGAUGAACCGCGAUAUUGCUAUUGCAACGAAGUGUCGUACGGCAACAUGAUCGCCUGCGAUAAUGAUGACUGCCCACGGGAAUGGUUCCAUCUGGCCUGUGUACAUCUUGAAAAAGCGCCUACUGGCAGAACGAAAUGGUUCUGCAGUGACGAGUGCAAAGAUGUGCACACCAAGGCCAAGGCGAAAGGGGGUCGACCUGGAAGCAGUCGACAAUAG
Messenger RNA from Plenodomus lingam JN3, 2244 nucleotides. RefSeq lists its product as uncharacterized. Gene Ontology annotation, biological process: regulation of DNA-templated transcription. Gene Ontology annotation, cellular component: nucleus; histone acetyltransferase complex. Gene Ontology annotation, molecular function: histone acetyltransferase activity. Lineage: Eukaryota; Fungi; Ascomycota; Dothideomycetes; Pleosporales; Leptosphaeriaceae. The record is from RefSeq and is a predicted model, not a curated record.